GGCAAGAGAGAGAGAGAGGCUGGCUAUAAACGUGGUGCAAAAGCCAGCAGCACGCCCAUACAAACUUGAAGCAGUAGUGUGCUAGAGUUUUCUUCUUUCUAAAAGAUAGCUACCUUGUUCCUAUCAUCAAACUGUAGUUACUUUGAUCAAGGAUCCAAAACCUGAAACUGGAAUCAUAUCCACCAGCGCAGUGAGCAAGAAGAAUGCUUCCCAGUCCCAGCUUAUCCACGGUAGGAACAGGAAGCGCUAAUAAUAUGGUGACAAUGAGAGCGGAGAUGCGCAGGGGGCCAUGGACAGAACAGGAGGACAUGCAACUGGCCUCUACCGGUCAGGCAAGAGCUGCCGCCUUCGAUGGGUGAAUUACCUCCACCCAGGCCUCAAACAUGGACGCAUGUCGCCAGAAGAAGAAAACCUUGUUAUCAAGCUCCAUGCUCGUUGGGUAAACAGGUGGUCUAGGAUAGCCCGAUAUCUGCCAGGGCUCACAGAUAACGAGAUCAAGAACUACUGGAGAACACACAUGAGAAAGAAAGCACAGGAGAGGAAGAUGAGCUUGUCACCCUCGACCUCACCCUGUUCGCCGACGACGUACCAAUCCUGCCUCCUCCUUGACACAUCUCCAAACAGUUGGAUUGGCAGUGGUGACAGUCACAAUGCCAGUAGCUGCACCACAAGUGCCCUAUGGAUGACCGAGACUAUCACAGAUGGGUUCCCCAUGGAUCUGAUAUUGAAGGACGUUGAGACACCGCAAGCACCUGCCUAUCUUGGAAUUGACGAAGGGAAAGAUGAAGCAUUCAGCAGCAUUCCCUGCCCUCCACCCACAGCCACUACCGCAAUCGCUGGCUUUGCCAUGUGCCUUGGGCACACGGCAACGACGGAAAGUCACAUUGCAAAAUGUUUGCAGUGUGCAACACAUGACAAACAGCUCAUGGCAAAGAGCAGCCGGUAAAGUUGGAUUUGCCGUGUGCCCUUUCUCGGGCACACGGCAAACACUGCCGUGUGCUGGAUUUGACGCACGGCAAAAUAAAGUGGCCUAACGGCCAUCCGCUGUUCACGGCGUGUUUGCCGUGUGCCCUUCCCGUGGCACACGGCAAACUCUUGGAUAUUUGUCGUGUGCCCUUCCCCAUGGCACAUGGCAAAGUGAUCACACUUUGCCAUGUGCUAUGGCAAAAGCACACGACAAAGUAUGGUCACUUUGCCGUGUGCUAUGGUAAAAGCACACAGCAAACAUCAUUUAUUCUAUCUGUUUUUUUGUUUUUCCUCGUAUAUGGUCCCAAAACACACACACACACACACACACAUAUAUAUAUAUAAAUAUCACAAUAGAUAUCACAGGCACUUUAUAUAUAUGACAAUACACAUUACAGGCAUUUCAUAUAUGACAAUAUAAAGUCACAAUAACCAUACAAGUCCAUACAAAGUUCAUACAAGUUCAAAUGUUCUGAGCAAGCAUAAAUGAACAUAUAGAGUCCAUACAAGUUCAUAAACGUACAUACAACUCACUGGGUCGGCGGCGGAGGCGGUGACGGCGGCGAUGGACCAUUUGGCCCCCACGUCAUAUACGGCAGCCACGCUGGAGGCGGCCACUGAGGCGGCAGCCCCUGAGGCAUCCCCUGAGGCGGCCACUGAGGCGGCAGCCCCUAGACGGCCACUGAGGCGUCCCCUGAGGCGGCUGAGGUGACAUGUCUGGAUCGACGGGGCCAUCAUUAGAUGCUGCCAAUUGAUUCUGCACAUAGUUGAAGAGAUUGCAGGUGUUAGAUAAGAUUUAAGAUAUGAACAUUCGAUAUAAGUUAUUUUAGCUUUCGUCAAAGUUUUUGUAGCUUUAUCUAAGUUCUUAGUCAUUGUAAUUGUAUUCUAAGUCAUUAGUUCUAAGUUGUUUUAACUUUAUUAAUCAAUCAAAGUGCUAAGUCACUAUAAGAAAUCAAACUACAAGGUUGUCAAGUCA
Molecule: messenger RNA, 1942 nt
Organism: Panicum virgatum (switchgrass)
Lineage: Eukaryota; Viridiplantae; Streptophyta; Magnoliopsida; Poales; Poaceae
Product: myb-related protein MYBAS1-like
Exons: 3
Coding region: 290-946 (218 amino acids)
Biological process (GO): regulation of DNA-templated transcription
Cellular component (GO): nucleus
Molecular function (GO): DNA-binding transcription factor activity; sequence-specific DNA binding
Source: RefSeq, a predicted model, not a curated record